UUCUUGUUGUGGUUUUCUUGCCUAACCUCAGAGCUUUAUUACACUGUUCCCUCCUCUCCUUCCCCAGCCUGCUUGUCGCUCGCGCGCUUCCUCCUUAAAACCUGAAUCCUAUGAAUAGAAGCUGCGGAUUGUAUUAACACUCCAGUGGGCACCAUGCUGAAGGUGGUGGUCGAGUGCGCUAAAGCAAUCCCUAAAAAGACACUCGGCAACCCUCACCCCAUUGCCACAGUCAUCUUUAAAGGUGAAAAAAAGAAAACCAAAGCUAUUUCCAAUGAGUUAAACCCUGUGUGGAAUGAGAUUAUUGAGUUUGAUUUAAAAGGUUCACCUCUGGACUCUUCUUCAUUCAUCGAUGUUGUGGUUAAAGACUAUGAGACCAUCGGGAAGGACAAAUUGAUUGGCUCUGCAAAAAUCUCUCUCCGUAAUUUGGCCAGUGGUCAGACAAAGUCUUUGUAUUCAAGAAAUGUCUCUCUUGUCAGUGAGAAGAAGCAAGAUUCAGGGGCAACCGUAAGUUUACUGAUUGAAUAUGAGCCUCCUGCCGGUGCUAUUACUAAUGUACAAGUCGAUGGAGACAGCAGUGCUGGAGAAGCAGGUGUUUCACCUGCUGGAAAAGAAGAUGGUGAUGAUGAAACUACAGACUGGAGAGAUCCACGGGCUCCAGGAGAGGCACCUGCACCUGGCCAGCCUGGAAAAACACCCCAAAAGAUGAUCCGUAGAAAAAGACAGAAAGCUCUGUCUAACAAACUCCAAGAUUUCCAGAUUCGCAUCCGAAUCAUCGAGGGUCGACAGUUUCCUGGAAAUAACAUUAAACCAGUUGUCAAAGUAAGCGUUUGUGGACAGACCCACAGGACAAGGAACAAGAGAGGAAACAAUCCAUUUUUUGAUGAGAUCUUCUUCUACAAUGUUAACAUGCUGCCUUCUGAGCUUUUUGAUGAGAACAUCUACAUUCGGGUUUAUAACUCAUCCUCCCUGAGAUCAGACAGUCUUCUGGGGGAGUUCAAGCUGGAUGUUGGCUAUGUCUAUGAUGAGCCUGCUCAUGCUAUAAUGAAGAAGUGGCUGCUGCUGAGUGAUCCAGAUGACUCCAGCUCUGGUGCUCGAGGUUACCUGAAAGCCAACAUGAUCAUUGUGGGAACUGGAGAUGAGCCUCCGACAGAAAAGAAAGAGAGCAAUGAGGAGCAGGAUGACAUUGAAAGCAACUUGCUUUUGCCUCCCGGGGUCACACAGCGCUCAGCGACUCUCUCUCUUAAAGUGUAUCGUGCAGAGGACAUGCCACAGAUGGACGAUGCUUUUGGGCAGACUGUCAAGCACAUUUUUAGAGGAGAGGGUGACAAGAAAAACCUUGUGGAUCCAUUUUUGGAAGUUAAUUUUGCAGGCAAAAAGCUACGCACAAAGAUCAUUGAGAAGAAUGCAAAUCCGGAGUGGAACCAGGUGAUACACCUCCAGGUCAAGUUCCCAUCAAUGUGUGAACGUAUCAAACUUACUAUGUUUGACUGGGACCGCUUUACAAGUAAUGAUACUGUUGGGACCACAUACUUAAAUCUGUCCAAAAUAUCAUCAUCUGGUGGUGAAGUAGAAGUCGACAGAAUGGCGACUGAGGUUGGCUUUCUUCCAGCUUUUGGUCCUUGUUACUUGAACCUUUAUGGGAGCACAAGGGAAUUCUCUGACCUUCCUGACCCAUAUGUGGAGCUCAAUUUGGGGCAGGGUGAGGGGGUCGCCUACAGGGGCAGAGUUCUCAUUGAACUUUCUACUCGGCUGGAUGACAAGAUUGACAAGAAAGUGGAUGAUCUCAAUAACGAUGAUGUCCUAGUAGCACAGAAGUACCAGCGAAAGAGGAAGUACUCCCUCUGUGCAGUGUUCCACAGUGCGUGCAUGCUGCAGGAACCCGGGGAACCUAUCCAGUUUGAGGUUAGCAUCGGCAACUAUGGCAACAAGAUGGAUUCGACAUGCAAACCCCUGGCCUCCACCACUCAGUACAGCUGUGCUGUGUUUGAUGGAAAUCACUACUACUACUUGCCCUGGGCUAACACCAAGCCAGUUGUUAUUCUUACUUCGUUUUGGGAGGAUAUCAGCCAUCGUUUGGAUUCAGUGAACAUUAUUCUCUUUAUUGCUGAUAGAUUGCAAGCCAACAUUACCACACUGAAGACAGCUAUACUAGCUGUUACUGAGACACGACUAGCUGAGAUCUGGCUGAAACUCAUCAACCAGCUCAUUGAAGACCUUACAAAUUACCGGGUACCAGACCUGAAGGGCAAGCCUAACAUGACAGCACUGGAUGGUCAAAUCAAAAAGCUACGAGACACAGCCUUAGUCAACAUUAGAGAUGCCGCCUGCCGUAUGAAGGAAGAGGCUACUGAUGUUAAAGCCACACUGACUGACAUAGACGAUUGGUUAGAACGCCUACAGCAGAUUGCAGAGGAGCCUCAGAACAGCAUGCCUGAUAUCAUUAUUUGGAUGCUGAGAGGAGAGAAGCGUAUGGCUUAUGCACGCAUCCCAGCCAAUGAGGUCCUCUUCUCCACCCUCAGUGAAGAAGCUACUGGAAAGUACUGUGGCAAGACACAGACCAUCUUCAUGAAGUACCCAAUGGACAAAAAUAAAGGUGUGAAGAUUCCUGUGCAACUGCGUUUGAACAUGUGGCUGGGCCUGUCAGCUCACGAGAAGAAGUUCAACAGCUUUGCAGAGGGAACAUUCAGCGUCUAUGCUGAAAUGUAUGAAAAUCAGGCCCAAUUUUUUAGAAAGUGGGGAUCCACAAGCCUUGUAGGCCGCCACAAGUUUUCUGAUGUGACAGGGAAAAUUAAGCUGAAGCAGGAGUGCUUUCUGCCACCACGUGGCUGGGAAUGGGAGGGUGACUGGUACGUCGACCCUGAAAACUGUCUGCUGACAGAGGCGGAUGCAGGGCACACAGAGUUCACAGAUGAAGUGUAUGAAAAUGAAAGUCGUUUCCCUGGCGGCGAGUGGAAGCCAGCAACUGAACACUACACUGAUGUGAAUGGAGAGAAAGCCCAGAAAACCAGUGAGAUUGAAUGUCCCCCAGGGUGGAGGGUGAUACAAGACUGGAGCUUUGACAGCAACAGGGCUGUGGAUGAGAGAGGUUGGGAGUAUGGCAUUACUGUUCCUCCAGAUGAUAAACCCAGCUCCUGGGUAGCAGCAGAAAAAAUGUAUCAUGUUCAUCGCAGGAAAAGACUGGUCCGGCUCCGAAAGAAGAUAUCAGACACCCCUACCAUAGAAAAGAAAGAGGCAGGAGAUGGCUGGGAAUAUACCUCUCUGCUUGGCUGGAAGUUUCACAGGAAGGAACGUUCUUCGGAUACCAUCCGCCGGAGACGCUGGAGGAGAAAGAUGGCCCCGUCUGACCGCUUGGGCGCUUCAGCCAUAUUCCAACUAGAGGGGGCGCUGGGGGUGGACGUUGAUGAAAAAACGAGCAAAAAAGAGGCAGCCAAGCUUUUUGGUGCCAACACACCCACAGUUUCCUGCUAUUUCAACAGGUCGUACAUGUACCACCUCAGAGUGUAUGUUUAUCAGGCCCGGAACCUGCUUCCUAUGGACAAAGACGGUUUUUCUGAUCCCUACUGCUACGUGUCCUUUCUCCAUGUAAGCAAGACCACUGAGAUCAUUAAGGCCAACCUUAACCCCACAUGGGACCAGACCCUCAUCUUUAAUAACAUUGAAAUCUAUGGAGAGCCACAAACCGUUGCCCAGAAUCCACCGGACAUUGUCCUGGAGCUAUUUGACAGUGACCAAGUGGGGAAAGAUGAAGCCAUGGGCAGGUGCACAUGUCCCCCAGUGGUAAAACUGAACCCCAGCACACCGGUGAGCCCAAAGCUGCUCUGGUUCCCCGUCACCAUAAAGGGCCGAAGUGCUGGGGAGAUGCUGGUGGCAGCUGAACUCUUGUUGAAAGAUAAAGCAGCUGAGACUGAACUGCCAAUUUUGCCACCCAGAAGAGGAGAGACAUUGUACAUGGUGCCACAGGGGAUCAGGCCAGUGAUGCAGCUGACUGCUAUUGAGAUCUUGGCCUGGGGUUUGCGUAACAUGAAGGCAUUUCAGCUGGCCGCUGUGUCCUCCCCAAGUGUCAUUGUGGAUUGUGGAGGAUAUACUGUUCAAACAGCUGUCAUCAAAAACAUCAAGAAAAAUCCAAACUUCCCAGGAUCAGUUCUUUUCCUAAAAGUGCUUCUUCCCAAAGAAGAGAUGUACACUCCACCCAUAGUGCUGAAAGUCAUAGACCACAGGCCCUUCGGCAGGAAACCUAUCGUUGGCCAGUGCACUAUAGACUCUCUAGAAGAGUACAGGUGUGAUCCAUACGUGGGCACCUCUGAGGUAUCUAGGACUGCAAAAGUGGCCAUGAUGGUCGCAACCUCCAGAGACGUGAUCAUUGACAUAGAAAGCAAAAUACCAGUUACAGACAGUCAGCCUACUGAAAAGGUGGAUGAAGCUGUGGACUGGUGGAGUAAAUUCUAUGCUUCUGUUGGAGAGCAUGAAAAAUGUGGCCCAUAUCUCCAAAAAGGUUAUUCUACUCUAACACUUUAUAAAACUGAGCUUGAGAACGUAGCAGAUUUCCAUGGCCUGACAGACUUCUGUAACACAUUUAAACUGGUCAGAGGAAAGAGUGAUGAUGGUGAAGAGGAUCCUUCUGUAGUGGGGGAGUUUAAGGGUUCGUUUAGAAUAUACCCUUUAUCAGACGACCCUAAUGUCCAAGCUCCUCCUCGGCAAUUCCGAGAGUUACCUGAGAGCGGUCCACAGGAAUGCCUGGUUAGAAUUUACAUAUUGCGCUGUAUUGACCUGCAACCCAAAGACAGCAAUGGUCUGUGUGAUCCUUAUUUAAAAAUUACUCUUGGAAAGAAGACCAUUGAGGACAGAGAUAACUACAAACCAAACACCUUAAACCCAGAGUUUGGAAGAAUAUUUGAGAUGUCCUGUUUCCUGCCACAAGACAAGGACCUGAAAAUCAGUGUCUAUGACUAUGAUUUGCUAAGUCGGGAUGAAAAGGUUGGGGACACGGUAAUUGACCUCGAAAAUCGGCUCCUUUCUCGAUUUAAUUCAUAUUGUGGUCUUUCCAAAUCGUACUGUGUUUCUGGAGUGAACCAGUGGAGAGACCAGCUUAAGCCAUCACAGAUCCUGGAAAACCUUGCCAGACUGAGAGGACUGCCACAACCACAGAUUGCAGAAGAUGGAAGUUCACUUUCUUUUGCAGGACGAGACUACAACCUUCAGGACUUAGAGGCCAGUAAAGUGCUGCACCAGCACCUGGGUCCAGCCAGAGAGCGUAUAUGCCUGCAUGUACUGCGCAAACAAGGCCUGGUGCCUGAGCAUGUAGAAACCAGGACACUCUAUAGCUCCUUCCAGCGCACACUUUCCCAGGGGAAAGUUCAGAUGUGGGUGGACAUAUUCCCCAAAAGCCUUGGCAGUCCUGGACCACCAGUUGACAUCAGUCCUCGUAAAGCUAAAAAGCACUACCUACGGGUUGUCAUUUGGAAUACCACUGAUGUCAUCCUGGAUGAUACCAGCAUUACUGGGGAAAAGAUGAGUGAUAUCUAUGUCAAGGGGUGGUUGCCAGGUAUGGAGGAGGACAAACAGAAGACCGAUGUCCACUACAGGUCACUAGAUGGAGAUGGAAAUUUUAACUGGAGAUUUGUCUUUGGCUUUGACUACCUACCAGCGGAGCAGCUGUGUCUUGUGUCAAAGAAGGAUCACUUUUGGAGUCUAGACAAAACUGAGUUCAGGAUUCCUCCCAAGCUGAUGAUCCAGAUAUGGGACAAUGACAAAUUCUCACUGGAUGACUACUUGGGUACGGUGGAGUUAGAUUUAAUUAAUCUGAUCCCUCCAACAAAGACUCCAGAAAAGUGCAGUCUCGACAUGUUGAUAGAACAAAGAAACAGAAACACACCUCCCAAAUCACUCUUUGCUCAGAAGUGUGUGAGAGGCUGGUGGCCCUGUGCCAUGGAGGAAGAUGGCAAGAAGGUUCUGACUGGCAAAGUAGAGAUGACUUUGGAGAUUGUGGAUGAGAAGGAGGUAGAAGAGAGGCCUGCUGGGAAAGGAAGAGACGAACCCAACAUGAACCCCAAACUGUAUCCUCCAAAUCGUCCAGAUACAUCAUUCCUGUGGUUCAUAAAUCCAUGCAAAUCUCUGAAAUUUAUUGCGUGGCGCCGGUAUAAAUGGCUCUUCAUUGGACUCAUCAUUCUCAUAUUAGUGCUCCUGUUUGUAGGAAUCCUGCUGUACUCUUUGCCUAACUACAUCUCAAUGAAAAUUGUGAAGCCUUGCUCAUAGGGAGCUCACAAAGAGUCAUCGGAGUUCAGAGCCCUGGUUUUAAGAUUUUCAAGAUUUCAAGAUGAACUCACUGCAACAUUUUAAAUAGAAAAUAUUUGUACUUUUUAUGAAAUACAUACUGGCCAAAAGUUCUGUUUUUUGGUACUUUUCAUUGCACUAAUAUUCAGUGUUGUUUUUGCUGUUUUGCCAAACAAUAUAUACAUAAAGAAGCAAAACAUUUUGAUUCAA
Tachysurus fulvidraco (yellow catfish) is the source of this 6480-nucleotide messenger RNA. Its product is annotated as myoferlin-like. NCBI's taxonomy places the organism in Eukaryota, Metazoa, Chordata, Actinopteri, Siluriformes, Bagridae. Gene Ontology annotation, biological process: membrane fusion; plasma membrane organization. Gene Ontology annotation, cellular component: membrane. The transcript is spliced from 53 exons. Bases 154 to 6252 code for a protein of 2032 amino acids. The record is from RefSeq and is a predicted model, not a curated record.